This is a messenger RNA of Knipowitschia caucasica, 2361 nucleotides long. The record is from the annotation of a GenBank genome assembly. NCBI's taxonomy places the organism in Eukaryota, Metazoa, Chordata, Actinopteri, Gobiiformes, Gobiidae.
AUGGGCACAGCCAAAAGAAAGUUGUUUUGGUUUUUGGCCUCUCUUUUAAAUUUAUACUCAGAACAGUUCAAAGUGAUCAACAGUAGUCUCUGGUGCUGGCCCCGCCCUGAGGAGCGGUGGCGGAGCUCACUGCUUCACGAAGCGAAAGAUGGCGACUGUGUGGAGGCUGCUGCAGAGCCUCUGGAGCUGAUAUCGGAGACAAGAGGGCAGACACUGAGAAUAUUCUACGAAUACAUUCAAGAUAAGAUCAUAAUGUCCCGUUCUCCUGACAAUGAGGAUGGAUGCUUUGUUGCCAUGGAUACUGAGGACUGUGGUUAUUUGCCUGCUGGGAUAACAGAGGUGGAGACAGACACAGGGUCAUACAGAAAAGUGGAGAACAUGGACACUUUUUCUAAAGAAGGCCGGAGGACAAUGUUAGAGUUGCCAGAGGAAGUUCUGGAGUAUAUUUUGUCCUUCUUAUCACCUUAUCAAGAGCAAAAGACUGCUGCGCUUGUGUGCAAACAGUGGUACCGCCUCAUUAAAGGUGUAGCUUAUCAGUGCUACCAUGGUUUUCUGAGGGCAGUUCAGGAAGGAAAUAUCCAAUGGGAAAGCAGAACAUACCCUUACCCAGGAACUCCAAUCACUCAACGCUUUUCACACAGUGCUUGCUACUAUGAUUCAAAUCAGUCGAUGUAUGUAUUUGGAGGCUGCACUCAGAGUAGCUGUAAUGCUGCCUUUAACGACUUGUGGAGACUUGACCUGAACAGCAAAGAGUGGAUCCGUCCUUUAGCUUCAGGGUCAUAUCCUUCUCCUAAAGCCGGAGCCACUUUAGUAAUGCACAAAGAUCUGCUGGUCCUGUUUGGUGGAUGGACACGACCCAGUCCAUACCCACUCCAUCAGCCAGAGCGCUUUUUUGAUGAAAUCCACACCUAUUCCCCUUCUAAGAACUGGUGGAACUGUAUAGUAACAACGCAUGGACCACCACCUAUGGCCGGCCACUCUUCAUCUGUAAUUGGAAACACAAUGGUGGUGUUUGGAGGAUCUUUAGGAGCUAGGCAAAUGAGUAAUGAAGUUUGGGUUUUGGAUCUAGAGCAGUGGUCUUGGUCUAAGCCAUCCAUUUCUGGAUCAUUGCCACACCCGCGAGGAGGCCAGUCCCAAAUUGUGAUCGAUGAUCAGACAUUGCUCAUUUUGGGAGGCUGUGGUGGUCCAAACGCACUUCUGAAAGACGCCUGGCUCCUUCACAUGGGUACACCACCAUGGAGGUGGCAACAGCUUCAGGUGGAGAAUGAAGACCAUGGCGCCCCUGAGCUUUGGUGUCAUCCAGCUUGUAAAGUGGGCCAGUGUGUGGUGGUUUUCUCACAGGCUCCAUCAGGUCGUGCACCUCUCAGUCCAAGUCUUAACUCUCGGCCGUCCCCCAUAAGUGCCACACCUGCCCCGCUGGGUCCUGAGCCUCCCUCACUGCGCUCUCAGUCUCCUGUCCGUAGUGGGGCAGCUGGGGUGGUCCUCGGUGCUGUAGAAGAAGCUCCCUGCGUGAAUGGGCGGUGGGGCACACUGCGACCUCGGCCUUCAGCCAGAGGAAGUGCCAAAGAUGGAAGUCCGUCCUCAUCUCAACAGGCAUCGCCUUUACAGCCUCCAGACAGUCCUCCACUCCCCCCUCUCUUGAAUGGAGCCUCUCCACCUCCUCGCAGCAGCCCAGCCCAGGCUUCAUCCCCUCCCCUUCGACUUCACCCACCUGCCCCCACAGACUAUGAAUGGGAGUCUCCCCUUUCAGCAGCUCAUCACCCUGAGGUGGCCACAAGCAAUGGUCUGCACACCCCUCCCUCAGGCUCCCCCCGCACACCUCCAGGUGCUGUGUCCCCAGCUGCACUCCGACGAGGGUUGGAGGCAGUCAAAAACAAGUCUUCGGUGUUAUCUUCGUCUUCUGCGGCUCCUUCAUCCUCUCCGUCUUCACUCCAGAAUCAUGGGGCGAUUCCAGGAAGCAGUGGAGGAGCUGGUCCACCAGGAACUCCUCCUUCAUCCCAUAGCCCUCCACAGGCAGCUGCAGCCGAUGGACACGCUAUUCCACCUAUUGCACGGCGGCUCGGGCACCACCCGCCUCAGAGCCUAAAUGUAGGCAAACCUCUUUAUCAGUCACUUAACUGCAAGCCCAUGCAGAUGUAUGUGUUAGAUGUUUCCAGGGCCAAAUCUGCUGGAGUGGUUUCCUGGAGAGUUUAUGGAAAUGGGACUCCUGCUGCUGUGACAGGACCUCCAGAGACCAGUUUGCACACUGUGGUACAGGGCAGAGGAGAGCUCAUUAUCUUUGGGGGUCUAAUGGACAAAAAGCAGAAUGUUAAGUACUACCCAAAAACUAAUGCCUUGUACUUUGUGCGUGCUAAAAGGUAA